Molecule: messenger RNA, 327 nt
Organism: Bursaphelenchus okinawaensis
Lineage: Eukaryota; Metazoa; Nematoda; Chromadorea; Rhabditida; Aphelenchoididae
Source: the annotation of a GenBank genome assembly
AUGUCUAGCAAAGUUAAAGCCGCUUUGGCCAAUGACAGCAAGAGAAACACUUUGCUAAACAAGAUUCAGUCUGAAUUGAAAAUGGCAUGUUUAUCGUCAAAAAACAAUAAUAUUAAAACUUGUUAGACAAGGACAAUGUGACAUUUUAAAAACCAUAACUUUAUUUUAAAAAAUUAGUUUAGAAUUAACAAUAAGAUUCAUUUUUAGUGUCAACAAAAGAAAGAAUGUAGUGCAUCAUGUGUAUCAGGAAUAAAUGCUUGCAUUGCCAAGCAAAGAAACUCUAACACCUUGAUUUCCAACCCUACUAGCUGUUGCGACGAUUGUUAA